AUGGAGUAAGAAAACGUGGAAGGUCAAUAGUUUAAAAUGUAAGCUUACAUGUAUAUAAAGCCUUAGGGACCUCCUCCUGAGGAUAAUUAAAGCUAGUAAUAGUCUCAAUUAAAAACUCUUAAAGAUAAAAACGCCAGCUUUUUUGAAUUCUAAGAUGAUGAAUAAUCAAAAAAUGAAAAAAAAUAAGAAAAUGAAAUAAACAGCUAAAGUUAAAAUUUAUAAAAUCCUAGUGAACAAAGUUAAAUAGAAAAUGAGAUUGAGUAAUAGUUACCACAGGAUCGUGAUCUUUACGAAGAAAGGAAUAAAGAUGAUAAAUUUUCUAUUUUCAGUAUCACUGUAACUAUCAUCCUUAAAUUAAUUUGGAACACAGUUAUCUUAUACCCUUUUAUGGCUCUUGAUGAGUUCUUCUUUUUGAUUAAAUAUAUAUUUUCAUGUAAAUGCAGUAAAAGAAAUUUUCUUUCUGACUUCGUAAAUCCAAUAUUUUGCAUAAUAUUUUCAUUUACCAUAGUUUAUGUAUGCUAUGAAACAAUUAAAGAGCUUCUUUUUGAUGAAAAGAAGGAGAAUGUCUACUUUUUUUGGUACAUAGAUGGAUUUAUAAUGUUUAUUACGCAUACUAUGAUAUUUUCUAUCAUAUAAAUGACUAAGAAAAAUGACUUUUCUCUAAAAUUCAAAAAUAUUUUUAGUUUAAACAAGGAAGAUGAAGAUGUAUUAUUUAUCCACAUAGACGGAUGCUUUUCUACUUCUAUUAUGGAUACACCUAUAGACAAUAAAUAAUGGCUGAAAGAAUACUAGAGAAUUAUUUUUGAAAAUUUGGAAGUUGAUGUAUAAUCUUAGAGGUUCAAUUGUUUAGUUAAUUUUAUGAAAAAUUUGAAUAUUAAGUAGUAUAUUGGUUUCUAGUUAGUUAAAGGGUAAAACAAAUUUCUAUCUCCAUGCUCUUCAUAGUUUUUAACACUAUCAGCAAUCACUUUUCUUAAGAUUGUAUUUUGUGUUUACUAUAUUUUUUUAUAGUAGAAGACACUUAAUCUUCAAGAUUUAUUUCAUAUCUCUGUUAUUACUUUAUUUAGUAUCAACGAAGUGUAUUGCUUAAACUGUAUGCUUAGCAGUUACGAUCUCCGUCGUAAGACUAUAAUGUCUAAUAAUAUUAACUAAGCUAUUAAAUUAUAUGGAGAUGAAAUAGAUUAUAUGAACGCUAUUGAUGUAACUUGUGCUUAAAGCUUGGAAACAUGGGAUAACUCACGUCGUGCAGUUUAUGAUUAUUAUUAAGAAAUACUUAAAAAGCUUGAGUGGACCUACACUUGUCUAUUUUUUUACUAUUUAUUUGUCUUUAAUAUUACAAUAGCUGCUUAUGGAGAAAUUUAUAUUGUAAUUAAUAAAGAAUCAAUAUUAUUAAAACCUCUAACUGUGAUAUCAUCUACUUUCACCUUUAUUCUUCUUAAUACCUUAAUUUUAUUUAGAAUAUAUUUUGGUUCUAAGUACAAUGAUGUUUUUGAUGAAACAAGUGAUUAGAUAGAUUCAAUUGCAUCAGUUGUUUCUGAUAUGGAGCAGCUAUAUGAUUACUACUUUAAAUAAAGAGGAACUACAAAAUAAAAAUAUUUAGAAAUUGUCGAGGACCACAAAAUUGGAUAUCAAUUUAAAGAUGAGCAAAUAACAAAACAAAUUGAUAAUUAGCAUCAAAUUGAGGAUAGUAGUAAUAUAAUUAGACCUUAAAACGCAGAUCAUACAGAAUAGUACUAUAAACCCUAAAUCCUUGAUAAAAGUUCUUUUUAAAAGCAAAAUGAAGGUGAUUUGAAAUUGUAGGCAUCUUCUAUACAAUUAGAACAAGACUACUAGGAUGUAUUUACUUGCUAUGACAUAUUAUGCUCGAAAAUAAUGUUUGUUUCUGAUUUCUAUAUCCAGAAUUAACAAUAGUUUCAAGGAGUUAUUUAUUAAAAAUAUUAAGAAAAUAUUUUAUAAUAAAAAAUCUUAAAAAAUAUAUUGAAAAGUUUAAAGAACAUUCAAAAAUAAUUGAUUUAAGACAGUAAACUGAAGUGCUAUUACGUCUUUAAUCUAUUAAAGUUAAAUUUUUAAGAAACUUUUUUCACAAUAGCACUAGGUCUUUUGACAUUAAUUCCACAAAUAAUAACAAAAUUUAUAGAGUAGUUUUAAUAACAUCAGCAAAAUACAUUUUGA
Tetrahymena thermophila SB210 is the source of this 2169-nucleotide messenger RNA. Its product is annotated as transmembrane protein, putative. The transcript has a single exon. NCBI's taxonomy places the organism in Eukaryota, Ciliophora, Oligohymenophorea, Hymenostomatida, Tetrahymenidae. The record is from RefSeq and is a predicted model, not a curated record.